Molecule: messenger RNA, 1815 nt
Organism: Podarcis muralis (Common wall lizard)
Lineage: Eukaryota; Metazoa; Chordata; Lepidosauria; Squamata; Lacertidae
Product: interleukin-5 receptor subunit alpha-like
Biological process (GO): cytokine-mediated signaling pathway
Cellular component (GO): membrane; external side of plasma membrane
Molecular function (GO): cytokine receptor activity; protein binding
Source: RefSeq, a predicted model, not a curated record
AUAAAGGGAGAUGAGAGGGAAAGAAUGUUCCAUUCUCCUAAUGGAGUAACUUCAAAGAAUACCACUCCAAUGAAAAUGUGGCAGAACAAUGAAAUAAAACAAACUCUUUUUUUCAUUUUAGGAUUUAUUGUUGUGUAUUUAUAUAAAAAACGAAAAAUCAGUAUGGUGCCCAAUAUAGGAUUUGUUCACAUGAGUUGCCUCACAGUGUUCUGCUCUGUUUUCUUUAUUACUUUUGCGAAUAAUCAGGGACAAAAUGGGACAUCAGCUGAAAAUUUAUCCUGUGUCAUUUACACAGUUCGUGUUACCUCAAUGAAUUGCACUUGGGAUACUGGCAGGAAUGUUCCUAAAGACGUCCAGUAUUUUCUAUACUUGAUAUAUCACGAAAACGAUGGCGAAGAGACAGAAUGCCCCCAGUACAAAAAUAAUAAACUUGGAAGACAUGUUGGGUGCCAUUUUCCUAAUAUAAAAGUUCCUGGGAAUCAUAUUACCCUCAGAGUGAAUGGAUCAAGCGAAGAAUCACUGGUUCAGCCUUUGGAUCAGCAAUUCUGGCCUUUUGAUCAUGAAAAACUUACUCCACCAGCAGAUAUCACUUGGAAUUGUCAUGAACAGCCGUGGGGAUGCAAAGUACAAUGGAAACCCCCUCCCUGUGCCUUUAAAGAUAACGCAGACUACUGCUUUAAGUACGAAAUAAAGGAUGAAAUCAGAGGCCAGAUUUCAACGUUAACAAGUGGACAAACCCACCAAAAUUACACGGUACGUGGGAAAUAUUCAUUGAGGCUCCGUGCAGCUGGACAGUAUUGUCCCAUUGGGACACAGUGGAGUGACUGGAGUAAACCAAUUGUGUUUGGUACUGACCCCAAUCCAUUUCCUACAGAAUUAUUAAUAUUUGUAGUACUUGGGACCGUCAUAACAAUCUUGCUCCUGAUUUUGAUCUGGAAAAGAUUCCACAUAUGGAGAUGCCUAACUUUUCCAGUUCCACAACCAAAAGAUGUUCUUUGGCAAUAUGAGAAUGUGAAAACAUGGGUGGACCUGAUGCCAGCAGCAGAUGAAAAAAUAACAGUGGUUGAAGAAAUGAAUUGUGAAUUGCAAAAACAAUGAGAUUUUCACUAGCCAGCUGCUACCCCAAAUAAAUUAGGGAAAUGCUAUUAUUUUGGUGCUUCCUUUCGUCUCAGCUGCAAAUGCAUGUAUACAAGUACAAAAGCUGCUACUCAAGCACACUGGAAGACAAUGCCAGGGAUAGGUUUCCUAUGCAAGUAACAGCUAGAGAAAGAAGCUUGUGCUUGUGUGUGUGUGUAUAUAUAUAUAUCCAACUGUAGGGGCCAACACAGAAAUCAAGUCAGCUGUCAUUUUGCUACACAAGGAAGUGGCAAUGAUGACAGCAAGGUAGAUGCAGCUGAACUAUCUACACAAAAUUUCUGUCCCCUAAAAUAUAAAGGGUUAUAGAUUGGGUGCACUAAAUUCAGAAGGGUUGGGGAACUUAACUGUUUGGGAAACACUACUCUAAAGGACAGGGGCUACUGUAAUGUUUGUAGUCUAUCUUUGCCAUGCUUCAUCGAAAUCAAGAUAUCAACAUUUUCUUAAGAUGCCCACUGCUCCAAUAAAUGAGCCUUAUUGGCCAACAAGGCUUUUUGACAACAAGCCUGUUAAGACACUCAGUUGAUUAGCUAAUCUUACAUUUUGCUGGUUUUUAUUGCCAGCCAAGCUUUAAGUGAUCAUUAUUGUGAUACUUCCGCAUUCAUGUGUUGUGAUUUUAAGUUUUAGUGUAUUGAUGUCUUGUGCCCUGCACUGAGAUUUUACAAAUAUCAUUAGCGUUUU